CUCGCUAAUUUACUUUCCUGUCGUGGGUUGACAAACAAACCCAACUCUCAUUUCCAUAAAUUCUUCGUCGCUCUCUCCAAGCAAUCCGCAACCCUCUCAAGAAUCUUUGUUCAUUUUACUAACAAUUCAGGUGUAUGACAGCUUAUUUAAGACUCUAGUGGUUGUGCUUUUGUGUUUCGUUUAGGAAUUUUCACAAACACCUGCAAAAUGCAUGCCAAUACGGAUUCUGAAGUCACCAGUCUCGCACCAUCUUCUCCCACAAGAUCUCCCCGUCGUCCAGUGUACUAUGUUCAGAGCCCGUCACGGGACUCUCACGAUGGAGAAAAAACAGCCACGUCGUUGCAUUCCACGCCGGUGCUUAGUCCCAUGGGAUCUCCACCACAUUCUCACUCCUCUAUUGGCCGCCACUCUCGUGAGUCUUCCUCCAGCAGAUUUUCUGGGUCGUUGAAACCUGGAUCCCGCAAAAUCUCUCCCAACGAUGGAUCUAGGGGUGCUCAGAGAAAAGGACAGAAACAAUGGAAAGAGUGUGCAGUGAUUGAAGAAGAAGGGCUUCUGGAAAAUGAAGAGCGUGAAAAGGGUAUUCCUCGUCGCUGCUAUUUCCUUGCUUUUGUUCUAGGUUUCUUCGUUCUCUUCACUAUGUUCUCUUUAAUUCUCUGGGGCGCCAGCAAGCCACAGAAGCCCAAAAUCACAAUGAAGAGUAUAACGUUUGAACAUUUCACAAUUCAAGCGGGCUCAGAUUCCACAGGAGUGGCAACUGAUAUGAUCACUGUAAACUCCACAGUGAAGAUGAUUUAUCGCAACACAGGAACAUUUUUCGGAGUCCAUGUAACAUCCACACCUGUAGAUCUUACCUUUUCGGAAAUCACCAUAGCCUCAGGAAGUCUGAAGAAAUUUUACCAAUCAAGAAAGAGCCAAAGAUCAGUUGCAAUAUCUGUAAUGAGCAACAAAAUCCCUCUGUAUGGAAGUGGAGCAAGUCUGAGCAGUUCAACGGGGACGACUACACUCCCUGUGCCUCUAAAACUGAACUUCGUCGUGAGAUCAAGAGCUUACGUUUUGGGAAAACUGGUUAAGCCAAAAUUCAACAAAAGAAUUGAAUGUGAUGUUACUUUUGAUUUAAAGAAGCUCAAUGUCCCAAUCUCGCUCAAGAAAUCUUGCACAUACAAUUGAUUGAUGACCGCGUCAAGAUCGAUUACGAAUCUUUUGCAUUUUGAAAUUCCAUUUAAUUUAUUGUUUUGUUUCUAUACGUGGAAUUGAGGAACAGCUAUGCUUUGAAUAUGGGAUAUGGGUGCGGAAAAGAUUUCGA
Molecule: messenger RNA, 1303 nt
Organism: Manihot esculenta (cassava)
Lineage: Eukaryota; Viridiplantae; Streptophyta; Magnoliopsida; Malpighiales; Euphorbiaceae
Exons: 3
Coding region: 208-1167 (319 amino acids)
Source: RefSeq, a predicted model, not a curated record